CGUCCGCUAGGUUAGCAUUAGCAAGUAGCAUCGGCCUACAAUUCGAAACGUUUACGCUUUCAAUCCGUCUUUUGGUAGCUCUCCCUUGUUCAAGGUCGCAUUUUGUGUUGAUUCGUACUUUACUCAGGCUACCACAACGAGCAAAACACCGGUUAAGUACGAUUAGGAUAUGUAUACACAUGUGUAUACACACUGGGAUAUCCCACAAUGCAUUGCGCCAGAGGCGGUAGGUACAGAAAAUAAGUAUAAUUUAGAACUACUGACAUCAAAAUGUAAUUGUUUCGAACCAAGUCAUUGAAACAUUGUUACAAGUUUACACUACAAGCGCCUCUUGGUGCAGGUUAUUAGACGAAUGUACAGUCGCGGCAGUCGUCAUAACAACCGGUGACGGGCCUUGUGACGUCAUAGUUUACUCCGGAUGUAAGAAACCACACAUGUUUGGCGCCCACCUAACUUAAAAUCAAGUCUAAUACGUGGACUAAAUUAGCCCAAAUAGUAAUUUAGGUGUAUGUUGUGUACAUUUGAGACUUAAAGUUAAAGUACCACUGAUAGUCACACACUCUCCCCUUGUUCCACCCCCCUGGGAGGUGAGGGGAGCAGUGAGCAGCAGCGUCAGUCAUGCUGCAGGAGCCGCAGGAGCCCCAAGGGUCACAUUGUGAUCCGUCAAUGGACAGUCACACAGCCGCCUCCCCUAAAUCACAGGAUAUUUCUCCAGUGUUGGCGAGCAUCUUCAAGGACCUUUACAAACAAGUCACCCCGUGCAACCUAAUCAAGACCAAGGGGAGAAGCAGCUUCCACACCAGACAUAUUGCAGAGCUCCAACAGGUCCGUUCCGAAUACAACCGUUGCAUAAACGAGGCAAACGUGCUGGAGCGGCACAUCAUCCAGGCCCGGGCUCGGGCGGCCGCCACAGAGAGACGGGCCUUGGAGAGGAUGAAGGAGGAGUUCAGAGACGUCCAGAAUUUCCAGGCUCUCCCAACAGUCAGGUCAGCCUUCAUCUGGCACAUUGAUGAAAGUCUGAUCCAAACCAACAACCUGCUUUCGCCUAUGGAUUAUAUAACACCACAGAAGAUACAAAUGAAGGCUCCAGCAGUCGUAAAGCCGGAUCUCACCAGACCGACCGUGGCCUUCACCAUGCGCACACAGGCUGACCAGAUGCAGGACGCUUGUGGCGCCCUGAGGAAGAUGAAGAACGAGUCCGAGCCCAACCAGACUCUGGAUUGUAGCUCAGUGGCCUCCAAGUGCAAGAUGACGUCCAACGAGGACAAACCUCCACCAAAGUGGAAGGGCGAGCCCACUGCCAAGGACCGGGCUGAGGGCUUCGAAAAACUCCAGAAGAUGAAAAACCGGCAACGCACCCUCCAGAACCCGCGCUUCCUUUCCCCAAGAGCCCAGCAGAGGGGGAGCGCUUCCCUCAUCCGCUGCAAGGGGGGGAAGAAAGAGAUGGAGGAGGAAAGCCUCGAAGAGAAUCCGGUUCAAGUCUUCCUGCCAAGACCCGAGCUGGUGGUCUUUACCACCUACAGCGUGGGCCGCGUGUACGAGACAACGCUGGAGUUGAAAAACGUAACGUCGUCUUCCCGCGACGUGCGAGUCAUUCCUCCCAGCAGUUCCUACUUCACCAUUGGUCUCGGGAGAUUCCCCGGCGAGGGCGGCACUGUCGCUCCAGGCAUGAGUUGUAAGUUCACGGUGCGCUUCGCUCCAGACUCCCUGGCCGACUACGAGGAUUUCAUCAUGGUGGAGAGUCAGGGGGAGCAUCUACUGGUGGUCCCCAUCGAGGCCCGGAGACCCCCGCCCGUGCUCACUCUGCCGAGUGUUCUGGACUGUGCUUACUGCCUCAUCGGGGGAGUCAAAUGUGUGGAGUUCCAAUGUCAGAAUAUUGGUCUCAGCGUUGGGACCUUCUGCAUCAUCCCAAAGACCGCGUGGCCGGCCACCAACCCCAGGUCGGUGGUGGCCAACAGUUAUUCUGACCAGCCUCCCUUCGCCAUCAGCCCGUCUUUCUUUGCCCUGCAGCCUGGAGAGUCCACCGUGGUGGAGGCGGUCUUCUUUCCCACAACUACUGAAAAGAGUUGCCAGGUUUUCACGGUUGUGUGCGACAACUGCCAGGUCAAAGACAUUUCUGUUCAAGGUGAGGGUCAGCUCAUCGCCCUGGAGCUGCUGUCGGUGUCGGGGAAGGAGCAGCCCCUCAUGUUGGGGGAGGUGCACGACAUCACCGCAGACCACUUUAUCCGCUUUGAGUCGUGCAACCCUCACUCGGAGCAGCGCAAGCAGGUGGUCAUCAGAAACAACGUGCACCUGGAGCUGCCCUUCCACUGGCAGGUCAUGAAGCCCAACAUCAUGCCGCUCCUCUACAGCGAAGUCCCCGAUCCCUCGCAGCUGCAGUACCACCCCGACAGAGAGGACGUCUUCCAAGUCAGUCCUGCCGCCGGGACUCUGGCGCCCUGCCAGGACCGAGAGUUCGUGUUCAGCUUCUGUCCCAAAGAGAUGCAGGACUACCACAGCGUCUGCCAUUUAGUCCUCAGUGACGUCCCCCAGCCAGCUUUGGACUGUGACCAGGGCGGACUGCAGCCUGUGCGCGUGGGCUCCAAGGUGGGAGAUGCCACGGUCAUGGAGAUGGAGGUGAAGGGGUCGACGGAGCCCUUCCACAUCCUGCUGGAGCCUUACGCCGUCGUCAUCCCCGGCCAACUCUUCAUUUGCACCACCACCCGCCGCCUUUUCAAGAUGUGGAAUCACAGCAAAACGUCAGUCUCCUUCCAGUGGGAGAAGAUGAGCAGCAGCUGCCACCAAAUAGAAGUGGAGCCUUCUGCUGGCAAAAUAGAGGCAAAGGACUGUUGCGUCUUCACCCUGAUGGUGACUGGGGGGAGACCGGAGAAGGUGGUGAGCAGUGUGCUCUGCCACAUCCAGCAUCGCACUGAGCCCGUCACCUUACCUGUGGAAGUCACCUUCAAGGGUCCCAGCGUGACCAUCAACACGCCCAGCGUUGACUUCGGCCUCAUGCGACUGGGGGAGCAAAGCCGGACCAAGCUGUACCUCAGCAACACCACUCACCUGGAGGCUGCCUGGACUCUGCAGGAGGUGCACAAGAGUCAAGAUGGCAGCCAGGAAGUGCAGCUCUUUGUGGAGCCCUGCAGAGGCACGCUGCCCCCGAUGGCCUGUUGCAGCGUCUGCAUCCACUUCAGGCCGCAGCACUGCCAGGUGUUGGAGACCGAGCUGGAGCUGGCGGUGGAAAAGGGGACAGGAUGUCACCUGCUGCUGCGUGCCGACGUGCAGUCUCCUCAGCUGUGUCUGCUGAACUGCGAGCUGCUGAUCUCCGAGCUCUACCUCGGCGUCGCCGCCGAGGGACGCGUGACCCUUUUCAACCAGACGCUCCUGACGUCCGACUUCGCCUGGUUGGGCGAGCUGAAGGGUCAGCAGGCGUCACUUUGCUGCGCCUCUUUUCACCCGCCGUCAGGCACCCUGGGCCCAAACGCCAGCUUGGAGAUCAAUGUCACGUUCAUCUCCCACACAGUGUCGGCGCUCAACGACGUGGUGGCUCUCUGCGAGGUGGAGGGCAUGACCUCGCCUCUGGUCCUCAGCAUCCUGGCCCCCACCACCCAGAGCCUGCGGGUGUCCUAUUCGCUGCCCGAUGUCAGCGCUGACCCGCCCUCAGAAGACCCGGCGCAGUUGACGCUGGACUUUGGCGGUGACGUCCUGCUGGGGAAACCAGUCACCAAGCAGCUCCUGAUAACCAAUCACACGGCCAUCCCGGCAGCCUUCAGCAUCGAGGCGCAGUAUUUCCGCUGCCGGGGCCGGAAGCCCGUCAAGCCAGCGGAGAAAAGACCUCCAUACAUGAAGAAGCCGCUUCACUCGGUCCAAGCCAGGAAGUUGGAAGAGCAGUCGCACAAGGACUUUUUGAGUCACCUGCUGGCCAACGGUAAAGGUGCGGCCUUCUACGUCCUGCCGAGCACGGGAACGCUGGAGCCCUUCGAGACCCAAACUGUGGAGGUGACGGCCUACACCGACAUGUGGGGGGAGUACAGCGACGAUCUCGUAUGCGGUGUGGGGGACCUCCAGCCCACCCUCAUCCCCGUGCAGAUGACCGUCAGAGGAUGUCCACUCUACUUCCAGAUCACGGGCCCUCGUACGGACGACCAGACCCAAGGACCCAACCUACAGUUUGGCACUCGCGUGUCCGGAGGCGACACCGUGUCUCGCUCUCUGCGCAUCAACAACCCCACCAUGUUCGAUAUCCGCCUGGACUGGGAGACCUACAACAUCCUUGCCAACGACCGUAAACUGGUGGACGUGGUGAUUUCCUACGGACAAAGCUUCCCUCUGAGGGACGCCGACGGCACUGAGAUUGUGGGAGACGCGCCAAAGCUUUGUAACGCAGAGGCUGCUGGGAAAACAACUCAGGGCGCAGCGAGGGAAGCGUGCACAACAACAACAACAACAACAACAACAACCACCAGCCAGGAGCAACAUCAGGACCUACUUCCUGCCAAGAGGAAACUCCUCACCGUCCACAUUCGACCGCACAUCGGAGACAAGUCGGACGAGCCCUACAGCGUCACACCGCGGCAAACUGUCAUCCCGGCUGGAGGCAGCAGCAACGUGCACCUGUCUUUCACGCCGCCCGCCCUGUCGGGACAAAGUGGCGAGUCCAAGUGUGUGGGCUUGGCUCUGGGCUACAUUAGCCUGGACUCCCAGGCGGCUGCGUGCGUCCCAGGCAGAGUCCGCCGACUCCAGGGUCUGGAUUUGGAUCCCAUCAGGGUGGAUCUGCUCGCCGUGGUCAAGCCUGCAGUACUGUUGGUGCAGAUGGAGGACGACCAAGGAAUGUUGACGUUUCAGGCCUCCGCCGGAGAUUUACUCGUAAUGGAAGCAGACCAGGUUACAGUGCAGGAGUUCAGCGACAUGCAGACGUUCCUUCUGAAGAACCCGACUGACAUGCCCCUGCGCUUCAAGCUCAGCACUUGCUCGCCAUUUUCAGUGUCUCAGGUCCUCCAUCGAGGAGAGACCAGCACCUCGGGGAAAACCACCUCUGCUGACUCGGACUCUGUGCUGCUACAACCGCAGAACAGCACACAGGUGCAAGUUUCCUUCCACUGCUCGCUGUCCCUCCUGGAGCACGCGGAGACGCCCAAAGACCAGCUUCCCCCCGGAGUGACGCAGGUGACCAGUGAGAAUGGAUUCAAGCAGCUGAGGUUCCAGGAAGACCUGAUCAUCCACUACAGCAACAACAGCCUGCAGGCGGUGCCGAUCUGCACACACUUGAGGCUGGCGUCUCUGCGGCUGUCCUGUGACGCCAUCAACUUUGGCCUCUGCCUCGUGGGCCAGACCCAGAACAAAGAAGUUAAGCUGUACAGUGACGGCUCACACACGUACUGGAACGCAGUCAUAGAGUCAGCCCACGACGUCUUCCACAUGUCACCCAGUUCUGGGUUCCUGGGCUCCAAGGACCAGCAGCACACCCGAGCCCGCAUCCAACGUCUGGAGAUCAGCUUCACGGCCAGUGAGUUCAUGCAGUACAAGUCCUCGGUGGUCAUCACGUCUCCGCUGCUGGGGACUCCUCUCAUCCUGCAGCUCCGGGGCACGGGAUCGCACCAAAUAUACAGUCACUAACCACUUCUUAUACUUGAUAUUAAUAGUUACACAACAAAAAGCACCCUCUGGACUCUUUUUUUUUUAACAUGAUUAUCAUUUUUUACAGCAAUAAUAAUAAUAAUAAUAUUACGAUUGACUUUUUUGUGUGCUUUAAUGAGACUUACACAGUAACAUGUGUGUAAUUAAAGCAGUGUGACUCUUUAGGUGCCUGACGAUCCUGUUCAGAAUCUAUUCAACACAAUUAUUAUUUGUUAUGAUAAUUAUAAUGACACUUUUUCAAAACAGGUCAAUUUUUUUUAUGGACUUGUGAAGAUGAUUAAUUGUUACAUAUCCAAUGUAAUAAUCUCAUGUUUUGAGUAUUUUUCAGCCACAUGAGAUGUAGCGCUGCAGCUCGACGAAAAUGUGAAAUUAUUAGAAAAUGUGUUUCGUAAAAACGAUGUAAGCACCAGUAAAAUAAUCAUUGUAUGGAUCAGGGGUGUCCAAAGUGGGGCCCGCAGUAUUCUGAAUAUACUGUUACUAGAGAAAAUAAUAAAAAGUGGAGUAAAAAAGAAAGAAAUAGGUGUAAAGUCUACAUCUUAUGUGU
Molecule: messenger RNA, 6163 nt
Organism: Entelurus aequoreus (snake pipefish)
Lineage: Eukaryota; Metazoa; Chordata; Actinopteri; Syngnathiformes; Syngnathidae
Gene: dlec1
Product: DLEC1 cilia and flagella associated protein
Exons: 38
Coding region: 619-5598 (1659 amino acids)
Biological process (GO): negative regulation of cell population proliferation
Source: RefSeq, a predicted model, not a curated record